AUGUCUAACCAAGACUACUACAACAACGCUCCCCAGGAGUACCGCGAUACUCGCUACACCGGGCCCGACAGCUACAGCGGCGGCGACGACUUCAGCUCCGCCGCCCACCACGCCUCCGAGCACCACUCCUCCGAGGACCGUAGCUUCUUCGACAAUGCCCUGGGCUUCCUGCAGGAGCGCAAGGGCCAGUUCUCGCAGCCCGACAAUGUGCAGGUCGACGAGAGCCACGCUUUGAACGCCCACCAGGCGCUGUAUGGUGGGGGUGGUGAGGGGCAGACGCACGACUCGGGCUCCGUGGGCGCGGGCGCAGCAGUCGAGGCGCUGAAGAUGUUCACGUCGGGCGGGAGCAGUGAUGGGGGCUUUGAUAAGAACAAGCUUAUUGGGCUUGCUAUGGCUCAGGCUGGAAAGCUGUGGGAUGAGAAGCAGGGUAGCGGUGCUAACAUGUCGGGCGACAAGCAAUCCGCUAUCAACAAUGCUGCUGAGACCGCGCUGAAGAUGUACCUGAAGGGUGGCGGUGGCGUAAGUGGAACCGGUGGUCCUUCUGACCUGCUGAGCCUGGCGAGCAAGUUCUUUUAA
Messenger RNA from Penicillium chermesinum, 576 nucleotides. RefSeq lists its product as uncharacterized. The transcript is spliced from 2 exons. NCBI's taxonomy places the organism in Eukaryota, Fungi, Ascomycota, Eurotiomycetes, Eurotiales, Aspergillaceae. The record is from RefSeq and is a predicted model, not a curated record. Bases 1 to 576 code for a protein of 191 amino acids.